GGCCGUUGAGCAAAUUAGAAACAAUCUCUCUUUUCUGACGAUGCCCUAAGAUUCUCACUUGCUCCGCAGCACGGUGCGAGUUCGUCAUUUCCUUCUUGUGUUCUCAAACCCAACUGAGUCCUCCCAUUUCUCUCGAUUUGCCAAUCCAAAGACAUCAGCUUCCUCUUGUUUCCGAUCUAAUAGAUCUGUACAAAUUACAGCCCUAGGAAACCCUAGCUACGUAAAAAGGUUUGUCUAUAUUCGUCGAUUGCAGACUUUUUGGCCUUUGCCCUUGGUUCCGCUGUCAAUUUGCGAUCCUGUCAUUUAGAAACCCUAGCUUUAGAAAUUCUUCUCUACUUAGGUUUUGAUUCGCUGGAAAAAUCUCCACCGAGCGCUAGAAGGGUUUCAAAACGCCCACGGUUUUUGUUCUAAUUAACGAUCGCUACCGACAGGAAACCCUAGAGUCGCGGUUCUCCAGCAAACCCUGGUUUUCGACCUUUUGGGUGGGGUUUGAAUAGAACCGGUUCGAUGAACAACAGUAGAGGGAGGUAUCUGCCGGGUAUGGGCAUGGGCCGAGGCGGAGGCAUGAACGCGAACCCUGCGUUCCAGUCAAGGGCUCCACAGCAACAGUACGUGCAGAGGAGCAUGGUGCAGCAGCACAAUCACCACCACCAGCAACAGCAGUAUCAGCAGCAACAACAACAACAACAACAACAACAACAGCAACAACAGCAGCAGCAUCAACAGCAGCAGUGGCUUAGGAGGGGUCAGUUGGGCGGUGCCGAUUCGGGCAUUGACGAGGUUGAGAAGACCGUGCAGUCCGAGGCUGUGGACUCGAGUUCACAAGAUUGGAAGGCAAGGCUAAACAUACCGGCCCCUGAUACACGCUACAGAACUGAGGAUGUGACAGCAACUAAAGGAAAUGAAUUUGAGGACUACUUUUUGAAGCGUGAGUUGCUUAUGGGAAUAUACGAAAAAGGCUUUGAAAGACCAUCUCCGAUUCAGGAAGAAAGUAUUCCAAUUGCUUUAACUGGGAGUGAUAUUCUUGCGAGAGCAAAAAAUGGAACUGGGAAAACGGCUGCAUUUUGCGUUCCAGCGUUGGAAAAAAUCGAUCAAGAUAACAAUGCUAUUCAAGUUGUUAUACUUGUUCCAACUCGAGAGUUGGCUCUCCAAACAUCACAAGUCUGUAAAGAGCUUGGCAAGCAUUUGAAAAUCCAAGUUAUGGUUACUACAGGUGGUACCAGCUUGAAGGAUGAUAUCAUGCGGUUAUAUCAACCAGUUCAUUUACUUGUUGGAACUCCUGGAAGAAUAUUAGAUCUUGCAAAAAAAGGUGUUUGCAUUUUGAAAGACUGUUCUAUGCUUGUUAUGGAUGAGGCUGAUAAGCUUUUGUCUCCGGAAUUUCAACCUUCAGUAGAGCAGCUGAUUCGAUUUCUGCCUGAACAUCGUCAAAUUUUGAUGUUUUCAGCCACGUUUCCUGUUACAGUCAAGGACUUUAAAGAUAGAUAUCUACAAAAGCCUUAUGUUAUUAACCUUAUGGAUGAGCUUACUUUAAAGGGUAUCACACAAUUUUAUGCUUUUGUUGAGGAGAGGCAGAAAGUCCACUGCCUAAACACUCUUUUCUCCAAGCUGCAAAUAAACCAAUCAAUCAUCUUCUGCAAUUCAGUGAAUCGGGUUGAACUUUUGGCCAAGAAAAUUACAGAACUUGGCUAUUCAUGUUUUUAUAUUCAUGCCAAGAUGCUGCAAGACCAUCGUAACAGAGUGUUUCAUGACUUCCGUAAUGGCGCAUGCAGGAAUCUUGUUUGUACUGAUUUAUUUACAAGAGGAAUAGAUAUUCAAGCAGUCAAUGUUGUUAUUAACUUUGAUUUUCCCAAGAACUCAGAAACUUAUCUGCACAGGGUUGGUCGAUCUGGAAGGUUUGGGCACCUUGGUUUAGCUGUGAAUUUGAUCACCUAUGAAGACCGCUUUAACUUGUACAGGAUUGAGCAAGAACUUGGCACUGAGAUAAAGCAAAUUCCGCCUUUUAUCGAUCAGGCAAUUUACUGCCGGUGACUGGUGGUAGAUAUCUCGCGGUGUGCUCGACAAUGGUGGAUGAUGUUGUCCAGUGAAGAAGGUAUAUCUUCGAUUCUUCAUUAUGGAGGACGCAUUGCGGGAUUCAUGUAUCAUGGUAAAAGUCUUGCCGUUGGUGUAGAGGGCAUUUACCUUGGAUUGCUUUUAUUAGUUUCUGGAUUUUCAAAUCCCUGGUACUUCAACAGGACCGUAAUGGGGUUUCAGAUUGGCUUAUAAAUCCCAUAUAGAUGUUGGGUGGAGUACACCGUUGACUUAGAUUUUGUUAAGACUGGUGUCGUACUAUGUGCUCUUAUUUUGUUGAAGGGUCUACCUUGCGUAAGAAAUCCAUUAGCCUUUUUAUUUUUUUA
Alnus glutinosa is the source of this 2393-nucleotide messenger RNA. RefSeq names its product DEAD-box ATP-dependent RNA helicase 8. Bases 508 to 2028 code for a protein of 506 amino acids. Gene Ontology annotation, molecular function: mRNA binding; RNA helicase activity; ATP binding. The transcript has 11 exons. Gene Ontology annotation, cellular component: cytoplasmic stress granule; P-body. The record is from RefSeq and is a predicted model, not a curated record. Lineage: Eukaryota; Viridiplantae; Streptophyta; Magnoliopsida; Fagales; Betulaceae. Gene Ontology annotation, biological process: P-body assembly; cytoplasmic stress granule assembly.